Molecule: messenger RNA, 4911 nt
Organism: Prorocentrum cordatum
Lineage: Eukaryota; Dinophyceae; Prorocentrales; Prorocentraceae
Source: the annotation of a GenBank genome assembly
AUGGGGGACGGCGCCGUGAUGGAGUGCUGCUUCAGCCCGUGGGACGCCGGCAAGCACGCGCAGGCGAAGUACAACGGGCAAGGCCAGUGGUGUUCGCCAGUGCGCAUGCAGACAAUUUGCAAGACGCAGCGGCUUUCCAAGCUGGCGUCUCACAGCCUGGCGAAUCUUCAGAAGCUCGACGCGGGCAUCUACGAUAUCGCCGUGGAGAGGGUGGCCAUGUGCGAGGGCGGAGACGAGCUCAUCUCCCGUGCCAAGGAGAUCGUCGCGAAGAACCAGCAGGCCGCGGCGCCAGCGCAGGAUCCGGUGGAUGACCAGGGCGACGUCGUCAUGGAGCUUGCCGAGGAGGCGCCCGGCGGCGCGCUGGACGCAGCGGAGCCGCCGCCACCGCCGCCUGCUGUGGAGCGCCAAGGACAGCGCUUGUGCGAGGGGUACGUUCUCGGGCGCGCCAUGGGGCGCAAGCUCAAAGGCAAAGGCGACUGCGGCGUGUGCGCUUUCUCCAGGGCGGAGCCCGGCGAGCGUGCCUUUGCCGCGGGCGGUCAUUGCGUGUUCUGCACGCCUGCGCGCAUGAAGGAGGCGGCGCAGAAUCCCAUGAAGAAGAAGAAGAACGUCAUGGCCGACCUGAACAAAUUCAAGCAGGCGAGCGCGGCUCUCCAUGCGAAAGCGCUCGGGAGGCUCCGCAGGCACCUGACGCUGCAUGACUACAAAGAUCUUGUAACUCCACACCAUUGCUGCCGCGGGGCGGGAGAGCACGCGUGCCCGUUCAGCACGGUGAGGCCUGGGCAGCCAGCGCGGGUUGUGAAGAAGGACAAGCACUUGUGCAGCUGGUGCGAUCCGCAAAGGCUGCUGGGCAUGCAGGGAACGUGUCGCCAUGGCUUGCUGAAGCAGUUGGAGGUCUUCCGCGAGAAGGACCAGGCCGUGUUCACUCGAGCUGAGAGUAUCCUGAAGGAGGUGUUCGGAGACGACUACGUGGCGCAGAUGCGGAAGAAGACGGUUCGCCAGAAUCAGCAGGCGGCCCGCGCUCAGAGAGCCCGGAGGCGCAGCGGGAAGACCGAUUGGCCAGAGAAGCUCAAGAGGCGCGCUCUGCAGAUGCAGAAUCCAGCGGACGACAAGGAGGCGCGGAAGAAGUUCCGCAGACUCACCCCGGAGAACCACAAGAAGGUGGAGAACUCGUUCUUCAAGGACAAGGCCGAGAGGAGAGUCCGCGGGCGCGCCGACGAGAUCCCCGAGGGAGAGGAGUUGGGCCCGCCGCUGGAGGCAGCGAGUUUCAGCGAUCUCUCCAAGGGGUUGGAGUCCUGGGCUCUGCGCGGCUCCUGGGGGAUGUGCAAGGAGUGCAGCGUCCUGCAGCCGCGCCCGAUGCACGAGGUCGACAUGUUCCGGGACGCCAGCGAGGAGAUCUCGAACAGCGCUUGCCGUCGGUGCAACGCCUGCCGCAAGAUGUUCGUGCCGCUGCCGGAGCAGGUGCCGAAGAAGCUGCGCGGGCUCUCCGAGGAGGCCGUCGAGGCGCUGAGGCCCAUUGAGAUUGAUGUCGGCCCCGAGACGCGGCCCACCGACAAGUUCGGGCGGCCGAACGGGUAUCGGAAGAAGGUGAAGAUGAUCGCCUUUUACUUCUCUCGCUGGAAUGUGCGCGACAAGAUCAAGGAGAUCGAGGACAGGGAGAUGCGCCACAGGGCGAAGAGGGCGCUGGAGUACCUGCUGUCAUGCGAGGAGUCCUCGUGCAAGUAUUUCUACGACAUGCAUGAGAAGUUCUUCCGCAAGAACGGCGAAGAUGCCGCGGAUAGGAAGCGCAAGCGGCCGUGCCACUUCUUGCAGGAGGUCGGGCUGGAGUGCGCGCUGUGGCCACACCUGUACUGGUGCACGGAGAUGACGGAGACUAAGGAGCAGUGGUCGGAUGCGCGUCGCGAAGACAGACGACAGGCGCAAGUGGCGAAGAAGAAGAAGCCGGACGUCAAGCGGUCCUUCAUCACGAAAUGUUUAUCACCACUCCUGGGGUACGGGUCCAAUUUCGAACUGUUGCAGUUCGUGUACGACUUGAACCUUUGGGCCACGCUCGGCGGGAAGAAGAACCAGGGUCUGGACAACGUCCCCAUGCGAGUGCUCAUGAAGGGCCAUACCUUCUCACCUCUGUUCUGGAAGGAGGUUCACAACGGGCUCGUGGACCUUGUCCGCCAGAUCGGGUUCCCCAAGCUGUUCUUCACCAUUGCGCCGUGGGAGCCAGCGUUCAGGUACCACGACUGGUUGCGGGAUGAGAUGGAGAAGACUCUGAGGACCCGCAUGUAUCUGCCAGUGGGAGAGACGCUGCACAUCGCGCACGUGCUCAUGGAGAUUGUCCGUGGUCUUCUCGCGGGCAAGAAUCAGCAAAAGAUGGACAAGGCGAGCAAGUCCUGGACGAAGCACGUGUUCUCCGCCAAGGAUGCAGAUGGCAGGCAGGUGCGCGUGCAGUCCUUCACGCGCUUGGAGUUCCAAGACGGGAGCCGGAAGGAGGGCACGAAACGGUAUGGCGGUUCUGGCCGGCCUCACUUGCACGUGCUGUUCUUCGCGGAUGCCGAGGCGAUGGCGGACAUGGGGCUCGAGCAUCAUCUGUUCGCGACGAAGCCCGACGACUUCUCGGAUCACCUGAAGGGUUACGUGGAUGGCUCACAGAUGGACAGGCACGGCGGUGGUGAGAGCAAGUGGCCGAUCUACCACGGCCCGUCGGGAGUUCACAAUGACGACGGCAUCCUGGAGUUGAAGCACACAGAGCAGGACCACGACGCGGGCAUGAGGGCGUUCUGUGCAGACGUCAUGGAUGGGCAGCCGUGCCACCAGGACUGGCUCAAGAGCGACGGCGAGGCCAUGCUCUUGCAGUAUGUCUCGAAGUACGUCGCAAAGUUCUCCGACAGCAGCUACGACGAGUGGAUGAGCGACAGCGCCUCCGCGGACAGCGUGGCGCGGCGCGUGUGCUUCGAAUAUCAUCCGUACGAGCUGGAGAUGAUUUUGCAGCUGUGCGGAGCCCAGUUCCGGCAGUACGACAUCUCGACGGCCAGUGGCGGGUUCCGCACCGUGUCGGCGCCCUACGCGGGCAUGUCAGUGGUGCCGGAGUGGGUGCAGAAGUACGCCGAGUGCGCGUGGCGCCACGACGGAAUGGCUCUGCUGGAGUGGUUGCGCAAGACCAACGACGACGGGGACAUCGCGGGUUGGCUGGUUCGCAAGCACAAGCAGGAGCUCAUGCUGGCACCCUACCGCAGGUACAAGGAGACGCUAGACGACGGGGAGGAGCCGCUGACGCUCGACGCUUACUGGCGCAGCCUCCGCGCCGCGUUCAAGGACGAGCCGAACAGCGAUGAGGCGCCGAUGACAUUCAUGGAGUAUCUCGCCGCGAGGUAUAAGCAGGACAAGAGCGACGACGAGGGCGAGAAAGUCGUCAGCGUCGAGACCGUGUACGAGCUGAAUGACCGCUACUACGGUCAGUGGGCGGCCAUGAACGUGCCGUUCCGUUCGCUGGACGAGUUCGUAUUCGAAGACAUAGAACAGCGUGUUCCCGGGAAGUAUCGCUACCUGGCGUCGGCGCUGCGGCUGUGCUCGGACCAAAGUCGCGUCGCCGCAGAGCAUCGCGACCUGUUCACCAACGACAAGCUUCUCGUGGACUACAUGAAGGCGUCCGCGAAGUCGACGAAGUUCAGCGAGAACGUUCUGAGCAUGGUCGUGGCGCAGAGGAAGCUCAUUAAUAUGUAUCUGGCGGGUGUUCUUGACAAGAGCGACGAGAGCGCUGCGGCGGCGGCGGAGGCGGCCGCGGAUGGGAAUCGCAGACGUCCGCGAGACGACGCGGAGGGAGCGGCGGACGUGAGGUGCAACCAGCAGCAGCUCCAGUUCGAGUCCGCGGUCGACGAGAGCGUCGACCGUGCGCUCAGGGCGAACCACUCGGAUGAUUGGGAGGACGCGGACGAGGCGCGCGAGGAGGCAUGGCAGAAGGGGAAGCCCAUCAUCUGCCUCGGCAAACCAGGCACGGGGAAGACCACCGUGGUGAAGGCUUGCAUCAUGCGUGCCCAGGACAAUGGCGCCCGAGUGCUCUUCGCGCUCCCGACGGCACAGCUCGCGAGCCGCAUGCGGGGCGCGCUCAACGACAUGCACGGCGUGGAGGUGGUUACGUGUCACGCAGCGUUCAAGCUGAACGAGCCGGUCACGGAGUCCUUGCCGCUGAUGACCAUGUACGACCUGGUCGUCGUGGAUGAGGUGUCGCUCCUGAACUGUCCGCAGUUUGACCGCAUGGUGAAGUUGUGGAGCGUCGCAGAGAAGGUCCCGGCGCUCGUGUUCCUGGGCGACAAGUAUCAGCUUCCUGGCGUCGGGGAGACGCGCGCGUGGGAGAGCGCCGCCUGGUCACGGCCAGCGUGCUAUCACGUGAAGCUGCACGAUGCGUGGAGAUGCAAGGAGGAGCGCUUUCAAAAGAUCCUCGACGAGAUCCGCACGGCGAAGCCGUCGCAGGAGACGUUGGCGAAGAUCUGUCGGGGGCACAAAGCUUGGAAGAUGGGCGAUCCAUCGCCGACGGAUCUGAAGAAGCUCUACGAGGCGCACCCGGAGACGACCGUCGUCACGUGUACCAGGAAGGGAGCGAAUGCGGUGAACGAAGCUGCAGUGAAGGCUCUGUAUGGUCGCAAGUCCCCGCUGGCAGUCCUUCCAGGCGACGUGGAACUGAACCCAGAGAACUACGAGCAUGGGCAGUUCCGCACCGAUCGCCGCCCCCUGCCGAGCGCUGUGCCGGUGUACAAGGGCAUGCAGAUAUACCUCACGAAGAACGUUCGCAAAGAGGAUGAUUUCGUGAAUGGUAUGUUAUGCGUGGUCGAGAACUACCACGAGGCCGAAGACGUCCUGCGCGUGAGGACAAAGACGGGGCACCGCCUCGCUAUUUUCCGCUGGAGUGAUCGCGAGAAGGAUAAU